UCCCCAACUGGGACCAUGGACGCACACAAAGGGGGGAGGGGGAUCUUUGGGCUGCUGACCUGCUGCCCCCCACGCACAGGGUGUGACCUCUCCCUCUUGCUGCCCCGCAGCCAGAUGACCAGCAUCACCCAGAACGACAUCAUCAGCACCCUGCAGUCCCUCAACAUGGUGAAGUACUGGAAGGGUCAACACGUCAUCUGCGUCACACCCAAACUGGUGGAGGAGCAUCUGAAGAGCGCGCAGUACAAGAAACCCCCCAUCACAGUCGACUCCAUCUGCCUGAAGUGGGCCCCACCCAAACACAAACAGCUGAAGUUGUCCAAGAAGUGAAGAGGGAGGUUCGGAGGAGAUGCCGUCGUUGGGCGGUGGGGCUCAGUGGGAACGGGCGGGGAUGCUCAGUGCUCCCCGAUCCGUCCACUGGGAGCUCGACUGCACCGCGUUCGGUCUCUCGUCCACUGGUGUGUGUGUGUGUGUGAGAGAGAGAGAGCUAUGUGUCAGUGUGUGUGAGAGAGAGAGAGAGAGAGACCUGUGUGUGUGUGUGUGUGUGUGUGUGUGUGUGAGAGCGAGCUAUGUGUCAGUGUGUGUGAGAGAGAGAGAGACCUGUGUGUGUGUGUGUGAGAGAGAGCGAGCUAUGUGUCAGUGUGUGUGAGAGA
This is a messenger RNA of Pristis pectinata (smalltooth sawfish), 653 nucleotides long. Its product is annotated as histone acetyltransferase KAT8-like. Gene Ontology annotation, biological process: regulation of DNA-templated transcription. The record is from RefSeq and is a predicted model, not a curated record. Bases 16 to 330 code for a protein of 104 amino acids. The transcript has 2 exons. Lineage: Eukaryota; Metazoa; Chordata; Chondrichthyes; Rhinopristiformes; Pristidae. Gene Ontology annotation, molecular function: histone acetyltransferase activity.